AUGCCCAGAAGGAAAGGAGAGGUGGCCUCGAGGGCAAAAGCCAACACCGGGGAGCGCCGUGGCCCUGGAGAGGGUGCUGCCGUGGGUGUCACCGAGUCUGCGCCUCAUAAAGAGGAAACGUCCGCCCCAGAUGUCACAGCGGAGGAGGAGGAGGCUGGGCUGGAGACGAGCGUCUUCUGUGACAACACAGCGCUGACAGACCCUCGGGAGAGACCCAGAGAGCGGCCCCUGGGUGACCGAAGGGUGGUCGCUGGCCAGGGCUCUCCACCGCUGGAGGUCUGCAACGACUCUGACUCAAAUUUCUGCAGCCAGAAGACUCACAGGGCGAAGGAGCAAAGAGCAUUCUGGGAGGGCGGGUGGCCAUGUGGCGGAGCCGCAUCGAGCCCAGGCUGGAGCGUUUCAUCGACACCCACUGUCGCCUGGAUGCGCCCUUUGCCAGGCUGUCCUUCCAGGGGACCUUCGCUUGGUUCAGGAAGACCUACAGCCGCUCCUUCGCGAAGGAGUUUCAGGGCUGCACCUCCGACUUCUGCGAUCCUCUCACACUGA
This is a messenger RNA of Rangifer tarandus platyrhynchus (Svalbard reindeer), 546 nucleotides long. NCBI's taxonomy places the organism in Eukaryota, Metazoa, Chordata, Mammalia, Artiodactyla, Cervidae. The record is from the annotation of a GenBank genome assembly.